Messenger RNA from Wasmannia auropunctata (little fire ant), 2515 nucleotides. RefSeq lists its product as uncharacterized. The record is from RefSeq and is a predicted model, not a curated record. Lineage: Eukaryota; Metazoa; Arthropoda; Insecta; Hymenoptera; Formicidae. The coding region runs from base 82 to 2376 and encodes 764 amino acids. The transcript is spliced from 2 exons.
AGAUAUAAAUGUGUUCAGCGAAUAUUAAUUGAGCAGUUUGAUUUUAGUUAACGGACCGCUAGACAAGUUUAGUUUCACAAGAUGCGGAUUUUAUUUAGUGUGCUUUUGUGCCUUACUUUGGCUACCUGCAGACACGCAGGCAAUAAUUAUCAGGAUAAUUUUAAUAUAGGUCAACGUGAAGAAAAUGAUUAUCUCAUUACUAAUAGAACCAUUUCCAAGCCUGCCAUUGGGAAGCCCAUGAUAGCUACAGUCGGUGCAAGCUCUCCAGAAGGUGCACGUCUCACCAAAUGUCAAAUCAGAAAUAUACGAAAUACACAAACUCUAUUUAUACCGAAAAAACUCGAUUCAACAAAUGUAGUAAUAAUAGUUAUGGGAAGACGUAAAGAAGGGAUGCUUAUAUCCAUGGAGUGUUAUGCAAAAGAUAUUUCAACACCUGCUCCAACUACCAAAAGACCUAAUAAGAGCACAUCUAGUAGUGAAGAAAGCAGUAGCACAUCUGAAAGUAGUGAAGAAAGUAAUAGCACAUCUAAAACUAGCAAAGAAAACAAUAGUGAUGGAAACAAAAGCACAUCCGAUGCCGGGGAUGCAAAUAACAACUCAGGCAAAAAUGGCGAUGGAGGAAACAGCGCACCGGAUGCCGGGGAUGGAAAUAACAACUCUGGAGAAGGUGGCGACGGAGGAAACAGUGCACCGGAUGCUGGGAAUGGAAAUGACAAUUCAGGCGAAGGUGGCGAUGGAAGAAGCAGCGCACCGGAUGCCGGGGAUGGAAACAACAAUUCAGGCGAUGGUGGCGAUGGAGGAAACAGCGCACCCGAUGCUGGGAAUGGAAAUGACAAUUCAGACGAAGGUGGCGAUGGAGGAAACAGCGCACCGGAUGCAGGGGAUGAAAAUAACAACUCUGGAGAAGGUGGCCACGGAGGAAACAGUGCACCGGAUGCUGGGAAUGGAAAUGACAAUUCAGGCGAAGGUGGCGAUGGAGGAAACAGCGCACCGGAUGCCGGGGAUGGAAACAACAACUCUGGCGAUGAUGGUGAUGGAGGAAACAGCGCACCGAAUGCCGGAGAUGGAAAUAACUCAGGCGAAAAUGCCGAUGGAGGAAAUAGCGCACCCGAUGGCGGGGAUGGAAACAAUAACUCCGGCGAAGGUACCGAUGGAGGAAAUAGCGCACCGAAUGCCGGGGAUGGAAAUAAUAACUCUGGCGAAGGUGGCGAUGGAGGAAACAGCGCACCCAAUGGCGGAGAUGGAAACAACAAUUCAGGCGAUGGUGGCGAUGGAGAAAACAGCGCACCAGAUGCCGGCGAUGGAAAUAACAACUCAGGCGAAAAUGGCAAUGGCGGAAAUAGCGAACCUGAUGCCGGGGAUGGAAAUAACAACUCAGGCGAAAACGGAAAUGGAGGAAACAGCGUUCCCGAUGGCGGAGAUGGAAACAACAAUUCAGGCGAAGGUGCCGAUGGAGCAAACAGCGCACCCGAUGCUGGGGAUAGAAAUAAUAACUCUGGCGAAGGUGGCGAUGGAGGAAACAGCGCACCCGAUGGCGGAGAUGGAAACAACAAUUCAGGCGAUGGUGGCGAUGGAGAAAAUAGCGCACCAGAUGCCGGGGAUGGAAAUAACAACUCAGGCGAAGGUGGCGAUGGAGGAAACAGCGCACCGGAUACCGGGGAUGGUAACAAUAACUCAGGCGAAGGUGCCGAUGGAGGAAACAGCGCACCGAAUGCCGGAGAUGGAAAUAACUCAGGUGAAGGUACCGAUGGAGGAAACAGCGCACCCGAUGGCGGGGAUGGAAACAAUAACUCCGGCGAAGGUACCGAUGGAGGAAAUAGUGCACCAGAUGCCGGGGAUGGAAACAACAACUCAGGCGAUGGUGGCAAUGGAGAAAACAGCGCUCCGGAUACCGGGGAUGGAAAUAACAACUCAGGCGGAAAUGGCGAUGGAGGCAACAGUGCCGGAAAUGGAAAUAACGCAGCCGAAGGUGACGAUGGAGAAAACAGCGCACCAGAUACUGGGGAUGGAAAUAACAACUCAGCCGAAGGUGCCAAUGGAGGAAAAAGCGCAGCAGAUGCUGGAGAUGGAAAUAACAAUUCAGCCAAAGGCGAUGAAGAAAAUGAUGCACCCAAUGCUAGCGAUGGAAAUGGUGCACCCGAAGAUGGCAAUGGAAACAAUAGCGCACCCGAAAGUAAUGAUGGAAACAGUAGCGCACCCGAUGAUGGUGAUGGAAACAACAGCGCACCCAUUGAUGGAAAUGGAACCAGCACACCUAAUAAUGAGGGAAACAACAGCACAACUAAUAAUAGCGAUAAAAUCGACAGCACCUUUGAUAAUGGCAAUGGCGACAACGACAACAAUAACAAUUCUAGUGAUAACAAUGUAGAAGCUUAGACAAUUAGAUUAACUAAUAAUUUGGACUGAAAAAAUUCUGCUAUAUAUGUAUAUCUAAUUUAAAGUCAGAAUAUGUAACAGUCAUGAUAUGUAUUCUUACAUAAAAUAUAAUAUAAAGACAAGAUUGCAUUAUACAUUA